UCACAAAAGACGACACAUUCAAGCGUGAAAACGAUCUGUGCAUCAUUGUUCUUUAGUCACAACAGCUAUUUAGACGGUAUUUCGGCGCGCUCUCUGAUAAAUUAAGUCAAAUAACACAAUCAAAUUAAUAAAAAGUGUAAAAAGAAUUCAUAAAAUGAAUGCAUUACUUGCAUCGACCUCGCCAUCAUUAGAUGUCCGAUAUCCAGUUGUACGACUAUCGCGUAAAGUGGUAGAGGAUUUCUUAGAAAGCCAUACAGUUCCGCGAUUGAAUUCACAGGGCCAAAAUACUGUUGAUGACAUGGAACGCAGCGGCAGUUCAACUAAUCAACGCAAAAACAAUGGCUUCAUUCCGGACUCUGAAGUCUACAAUUCGCGCAACAUGCAACCGGUCAUUCUAUUGGAACAAUUGAAAAAAUCUCAAAUGCCAACGAAUGUAUCGAACAAAGCAUCGACAUCGAAAAUACGGUCAAAGAAAGCACCCGUCGGGCGUAAGCGCCAAACACGAUCCUCUCGGCCACAAUUUGUUUUGCCGCCAAGCAAAAAAUAAACGAAACUACAUUAUUCAUUAUAAAAUGUAAAAAACAUAACAUAACCUAAAAAGAAACGAUCAAAUUGAUAGAAUUUUCUAAAUGAUUUGAUCGACGUAAAUAAAUUGAUUUCACUUUCACAUUUUGAGAAUUGAA
Messenger RNA from Contarinia nasturtii (swede midge), 683 nucleotides. RefSeq lists its product as uncharacterized. Lineage: Eukaryota; Metazoa; Arthropoda; Insecta; Diptera; Cecidomyiidae. The record is from RefSeq and is a predicted model, not a curated record. The coding region runs from base 155 to 547 and encodes 130 amino acids. The transcript has 2 exons.